AUGAGGUUCUCACAGUAUUUCGUGGCUUUGGGCAUGGCCUUGUCAGGUGCUGACGCCCUCACUAUCAACUCUGAUUCUUGCUUGAAGGCCGUUACUGGGGUUUCGAGCAAGACAUAUGCAUCUGACUGCAAAGCCUAUCUAUACACCACAGUGACACCCAAGAAAGCAACAAAGACUGUAACGAGCAUCCCGACAGUCCGGAAAUCAGUUACAGCAAUUAGCACACAGCGCGUAACAGCCACAAGGACCAACUCUGUCGUACAGAGCGUUACCAUUGAUAUCACUACUACUGUGACAAUGGAUGGUACCAAGACAGUUACCCAGCAGACCACAAAGACAAUCACGACCACUGCUCAGAACGUCAAUCCCCCAUUCAAGAAGCGAGCAGCCAAUGCGCCUGUCAUUCCUUCUUACGCCAGCAGCGCGUGCAGCAACUCGGCCAAGUACUCCUCUGCAUGUUCUCGUGUUGGUGUAACCAGCAAAAUCGUCACUCUUCCACGAACAACGAUCGUUUCAGUCAUCCACAAGGUUAUUAUUCCACGAAGGACUACGAUCAAGACUGCUAUCGCAACUGCUUAUGCCACCAAGACGGUCAAGACAGAGGUUGUCCAAGAGACCUAUACCACUGAGAAGAUCAACAAAGUUGUUGGAACGCAAGUAAAGGACAACAUUAUCGCUACUGAGACCAAGACCGAGAUCAGCACCAAGACCGAGGCGGCCGAUCCACUGCAAACAAUCUACCUUAUCGCACACGACAGCGGUGAUCCCAACCUCGCCCCCAUCGGCGGUGUUGGUUUCACCAACCUAGAGAACCAAAUCGGCACUGGAAAAUAUUUCCUUGACUUCACCGCCGACGUAUCUUCCGAUUUGACCUUCACCCUCAACCAACGCACAGGCGAAAUUAAACCCGUCAACGGGCCUGGAAGUUCCAAUGGAAAGAGUGCUUACUCCAACGUCAACGGAAACUCAGACAACUACGUGCGUGUAAUGUCGAUCGAGGACGCGACAGCGAAUCAAGCCAACAUCUUGGUCUGCAAGAUUAUCCCGGCGACUUCGUACCCCUUGGGCCUUCAGUGUUUGUGGGGGACUAAUCAGAUUGCCGAGUUUUGGACAUGCUCUUCACGAUUGGUCCUUGUUCAGCCAAGAGUCGAUUUCACGAGUCAGUGUACGGGUGCUUCUACCUCUUACAACGUUAACAUAGAGGUCCGCUUGGCUUAG
Fusarium odoratissimum NRRL 54006 is the source of this 1218-nucleotide messenger RNA. RefSeq lists its product as uncharacterized. The record is from RefSeq and is a predicted model, not a curated record. Lineage: Eukaryota; Fungi; Ascomycota; Sordariomycetes; Hypocreales; Nectriaceae. The coding region runs from base 1 to 1218 and encodes 405 amino acids. The transcript is spliced from 3 exons.